GGAGGAUCGUGCAGAGAGGAGGGGCGCAGCGAGGGGAGGGAUACCGGGAGGGGGCGCAGACUGGAGGAGCGCGGACCCCGGGAGGGGAGGGGAGGGGAGGGGAGGAUCGUGGGGAGAGGAGAGCUGCGGCGAGGGGAGGGAGGGGCGCGGGGAGGGGGCGCGGCGGGCUGUGAGCGGCGGCGGCGCGCGGCGACACGGCAUCCCGAGGCGAGGACGAGCGAGCGCCGCGCCCGCACCUCCCCGCACAGCCCGCGCCGCGCGCCCCGAGGAGCGGCCACCGCCGCCGAGUCGAGCCGCGUCCCCUCGGCGCUCCAGCCGCUCCUGGCGCCGCCAUGGCCCCGGCCCUCUGGCCGCGCCUCGGCCGCAUCCUCUGGCUCGCCUGCCUCCUGCCCUUGGCCCCGGCUCGGGCGGCCGCAGGCCUGUAUGAACUCCGCCUCACCACUGAUGGCCCUGCCACCACCGGGGCAGAGGUGACCAUCACGGCCAGCCUGGUGGCCAGCGACAACGGCAGCCUGGUCCUGCCCGCCGACACCCACCUCUACCGCUUCCACUGGAUCCACACGCCACUGCUGCUCACAGGGAAGACUGAUGAGGCUUUCAGCUCAAGCAUCCGAGUCGUGGGGAGUGUGCCUGGGGACUUCCCGGUCUCCGUGUGGGUCACCGCCGCCGACUGUUGGAUGUGCCAGCCUGUGUCAAAGAGCCUGCUUGUCCUCCCCAUCACAGAGUUCCUUGUGGGGAAUCUCGUCGUCACCCAGAACACCUCCCUGCCCUGGCCCGGCUCCUACCUCACCAAGACGAUCCUCAGAGUCUCCUUCCUCCUCCACGACCCGAGCAACUUCUUCAAGACCGCCUCGUUUCUCUACAGCUGGGACUUCGGAGAUGGCACCCUGCUGGUGACCGACGACCCUAUGGUCUAUUAUAACUAUUCGAUUGUGGGAACCUUCACCGUGAAGCUCAAAGUGGUGGCCGAGUGGGAGCAGGCCACACUGGACGCCGGGAAGGGCAUCAUGCAGAAGACGGGCGACUUCUCCGCCUCGCUCAAGCUGCAGGAAACCCUUCGAGGCAUCCAGGUCUUGGGGCCCACCCUCAUUCAGACCUUCCAAAAGAUGACAGUGACCUUGAACUUCCUAGGGAGCCCGCCUCUGACUGUGUGCUGGCGUCUCAAACCCGAGUGCCUCCCAUUGGAGGAGGGAGAGUGCCACCCGGUGUCAGUGGCCAGCACGGCUUACAACCUGACCCACACCUUCAGGGACCCGGGGGACUAUUGCUUCAGCAUCCGGGCCGAGAAUGUCAUCAGCAAGACACAUCAGUACCACAGGAUCCAGGUGUGGCCUUCCAGCAUCCAGCCGGCUGUCUUUGCUUUCCCAUGUGCCACGCUUAUCACCAUGAUGCUGGCCUUCAUCAUGUACAUGACCCUGAGGAAUGCUGCUCAGCAGAAGGACAUGGUGGAGGUGGCUGAUUUUGACUUUUCCCCCAUGUCUGACAAGAACCCGGAGCCACCCGCUGGGGUCAGAUGCUGCUGCCAGAUGUGCUGCACACCCUUCUUGCUGGAGACCCCAUCGGAGUACCUGGAGGUUGUCCGCGAGAACCACGGGCUGCUGCCACCCCUCUACAAGUCUGUCAAGACUUACACGGUGUGAGCGCUCCCCCACACCCCGUCUCAGCGUUAACUGACUGCCGACUCGGCACUUAGGGUAGGGUGGGGCACUGAGCAGGAGGGGUUCACGUGUGUGGGGCCAUCCACCAUGGCCAGCCGUCCAUCUGUAAAGUCCAGCCACUGCCACAGCGCCCCUCAGUUACACACCCCCAGCCAUCUGUCCAUCUGUCCAGUCCAGCCAGUGCCCUAAGCCCCACCCCACCCCUCGCCUUUGAGGAGACCCCAAGUGGGACUCCGACACUCGACGGGGGUCCGCGUUCUCUCCCAGCUGUGCCUGGCUGCCUCUCACCUGUUCCUCCCAUGUUGGCAUGUCUGCCAUCUGUCUGGGGUUUGCAUUUCGCUCCCCCUAGGCAGCCCUGCCCAGGUCAGAGCAAGGAGGAAGGUCACGAAUGCUUAGGGAGACAUCAAGAAAGGUCCUACAUACAGAGACGAGCACAUACAUGUACACACACACACACACACACACAGAGAGAAAUACACACGUGUCACACAAGCAUCUCUGUAUCACUUAAGUCAGUUGCUGGAAUGUAUCCUGAAUUAGAACUGAAAUGAAGUCUGACCUUUUCCACGUGGCUCCCACAGCUCCCGGGCCUGGCCCCUCCCUUUGUCACUGUGCCUGUGGCUACGGAGUCCCCUUCUAAGGAUACCCUGUUCCCUGCCUGAUUGUUGGGGGGCUGGGUGGAGGCAGGGCUAACACUUCGUGAGUGCAAAGUGCUUUCUAAACAGCACCUUCUUUUACUGAGACCGUGGGAACUUCCAUCAAAGAAAAAGCCUUGCAGCAAAAGAGGAGGCAAACCAGUGGGGACUGGAGCUUCCCGUGGGAAUCAUUCUGGUUCCGCUGCCCAGCAGCUGGGUGGCCUUGAGAAGGAAGAGGCGAGACUGGACAGAGCCCAUGGGGGAACCAGCCCACUCUUCUCCCCUCCGGCCCAGCGGCCUGGGGUGGGGGGCAGGCAGAGCACGUGGAGAGGGUACGUCAUGGGUGCAGAGGGAGACCAGGACUGGGCUCUGGUCUGGCCAUGCAGGAGACAGGAGCAACCUGGGCCUGUUUGGGGAGGGCAGGGCGGGGCAGGGCCUGGCGGGCGGAGCUCUGUGGCUGUAAGUUUGCUCUCAGACUUUGUUCUGGAAACAGCCUUCCUCCUGUCGUGCAGCUCAUUCUCAUGAAAUACUGCCGUCAUUGCUGAAUAAAGCUUGUGUGCUCUGAAUAUAGCCAAGCAGCAA
Messenger RNA from Equus caballus (horse), 2875 nucleotides. It is a transcript of the gene TMEM130, whose product is annotated as transmembrane protein 130. NCBI's taxonomy places the organism in Eukaryota, Metazoa, Chordata, Mammalia, Perissodactyla, Equidae. Gene Ontology annotation, cellular component: plasma membrane. The record is from RefSeq and is a predicted model, not a curated record.